AUGAAAAUGCUCCUGGUCCGCAAGUUCCGGGUGCUGAUCCUCAUGGUGUUCCUCGUCGCCUGCACCAUGCACAUCAUGAUCGACCUGCUGCCGCGGCUGGAGCGGCGGGGGACCGAGGGCCGCCCCGGCUGCUCCUGCCCGCCGCCCGCCGCCGCGCCGCCCCGCGCCGCCCCGCGCUGGCCCAGCAAGCACACGCUGCGGAUCCUGCAGGACUUCAGCGCCGAGCCAGGCUCCAAUCUCUCCUCGCAGUCGCGGGAAGCGGCGGAGCGGGCGGCGGGCGGCGGUGGCGGAGCCGGUGCGGACGGCGGGGGGGCGGAGGGGUCGCGGACGCGGCGGCUGAUCCCCCCCGGGGCACCGCGCCCGCCGCCCCCCGCCGCCGCCGCCGCUGCCCCGCUGGCCGCCCUCUUCGAGCACCCGCUCUACCGCGUUGCCCUGCCCCCGCUCGCCGACGGCGACCUCCUCUUCAAUGUCAACAGCGACAUCAGGUUCAACCCGCGGGCGGCCGAGCAGACCGAGUGGUGAGUACCGGGGCGGGGGCGCGAUAAUGAAGAAUUUUUGCCAACUGGAGAAACCUCCAUAGACUCCUACCCAAACUGGUUAAAAUUCCACAUUGGCAUUAAUCGGUACGAGUUGUAUUCCAGACAUAAUCCUGCAAUUGAGGCUUUACUACAAGACCUGGUCUCCCAAAAGAUAACCAGUGUUGCGAUGAAAUCAGGAGGCACCCAGCUGAAGCUGAUCAUGACGUUCCAGAACUAUGGGCAGGCAUUGUUCAAACCAAUGAAACAAACCAGAGAACAAGAAACCCCGCCUGACUUUUUUUAUUUCUCAGACUAUGAGAGACAUAAUGCAGAAAUAGCAGCAUUCCAUUUGGACAGGAUCCUGGAUUUCCGACGGGUGCCCCCAGUUGCAGGCAGGCUUGUAAACAUGACGAGAGAAAUACGAGACGUUACCCGGGACAAGAAACUCUGGAGAACGUUUUUCAUCUCACCAGCCAACAACAUCUGCUUCUAUGGGGAAUGCUCCUACUACUGCUCAACAGAACACGCCCUCUGUGGAAAACCAGAUCAGAUUGAAGGGUCUCUGGCUGCUUUCCUCCCUGAUUUGUCUUUAGCUAAAAGGAAAACCUGGAGAAACCCUUGGAGACGUUCCUACCACAAGCGCAAGAAAGCAGAAUGGGAAGUUGAUCCAGAUUAUUGUGAAGAGGUUAAACAAACACCCCCCUAUGACAGUGGGACCAGAAUCCUGGAUAUAAUGGAUAUGACAGUUUUUGAUUUCCUAAUGGGUAACAUGGAUCGACAUCACUAUGAAACCUUUGAGAAGUUUGGAAAUGAAACAUUUAUUAUCCACUUGGAUAAUGGAAGAGGGUUUGGAAAAUAUUCCCAUGACGAACUUUCCAUAUUGGUGCCUUUAAACCAGUGCUGCAGAAUAAGGAAGUCGACCUAUCUGCGCUUACAGUUGUUAGCCAAGGAGGAAUACAAACUCAGUCUCCUGAUGAAGGAAUCUUUACUAAAAGAUAAAAUAGCUCCCAUUCUCUACCAGCCUCACUUGGAGGCGAUGGACAGGCGGCUGCGGAUUGUCCUCAAGGCUGUUAGUGACUGUAUAGAAAAGGAUGGCUAUGAGAAUGUGGUUGAAAAUGACUUUAACGCUGAGGUUAACACUGUCACGACCGAGAGGUAG
Indicator indicator is the source of this 1677-nucleotide messenger RNA. RefSeq names its product FAM20C golgi associated secretory pathway kinase (gene FAM20C). The transcript is spliced from 10 exons. Gene Ontology annotation, biological process: protein phosphorylation. Gene Ontology annotation, molecular function: protein serine/threonine kinase activity. Gene Ontology annotation, cellular component: Golgi apparatus. The record is from RefSeq and is a predicted model, not a curated record. NCBI's taxonomy places the organism in Eukaryota, Metazoa, Chordata, Aves, Piciformes, Indicatoridae.